GAGCGUCAAAAGCUCAGCAUCUGGCAACAUUGUUUCAGUUUUCUGAAUCCGAUUUCCGCAGUCGAUAUUCUCUACAAUUACCCAAGCUUUUAUAUUUAUUUUUGGACUGCGAGUGUUAGUUACGGUGAUAAAUACUUACGAGUGAUUACAUUGUGUGUAUAAUAUAACUAAUAAUAUAUGUGUUCUUUAUUUGAUUGUUUAGUGUAUUGAUUGGCGCUACAAAAACAUACCUGCGUGAUUUUACAGAAAAUGGAUAAAAUCUACCAACACUGGAGAGGAUGUGUGACUCUUUUGCUGUUUUCCUUUUUAUCAGCAGCACACGCAAUAGACUGUUUCAAAUGCGUAUCAAUGAAGGGCAACUUUCCAGCAUGUGAUGACCCCUUUCACAACAACCAUUCCCUACAAAUGCUGGAGUCACCAUGCAUGGGGGGAAGGAAAGGGAGGGAUGGACUCUUCCCAGCCACUUCUUGCAUUAAAAUUGCUGGUGUUUUUGAUGACACAGGCGAAUCAAUAACAGUACGAGGAUGUGGUUUGGAUUCCGGUACAGCAACGACUGAUACGGAGAUCAUCAGAAUGUCACAUUGUGGUCGCUUUUAUUAUAAUGACAGAUAUGUCCACGGCUGUCUACAGAGCUGUAACGACGCGGAUGCGUGCAACGGAACGAACAAUGUCGUAUCAUCUGUUAUUAUUAUACUUACAGCACUAUUUCUCGUUUAUAAAAGCUAACAAUAAUUAGGAUUAUGAAUCCAAUUGAAGAUUGCUUUUAAGUUUCUUUAUUACAC
This is a messenger RNA of Pieris napi, 782 nucleotides long. RefSeq lists its product as uncharacterized. The transcript has 5 exons. Gene Ontology annotation, biological process: positive regulation of voltage-gated potassium channel activity; sleep; regulation of synaptic transmission, cholinergic. NCBI's taxonomy places the organism in Eukaryota, Metazoa, Arthropoda, Insecta, Lepidoptera, Pieridae. Bases 250 to 726 code for a protein of 158 amino acids. The record is from RefSeq and is a predicted model, not a curated record.